Cooperia oncophora is the source of this 894-nucleotide messenger RNA. NCBI's taxonomy places the organism in Eukaryota, Metazoa, Nematoda, Chromadorea, Rhabditida, Trichostrongylidae. The record is from the annotation of a GenBank genome assembly.
AUGACCAAGUAUAAUGUCCGUCCUCAUUUGCGCACUGUACACAACCUUUCCCCUGGAAGAGCUGGAGAACUUAUGGCGCAGAAGAAAAAGACAGCAUUAGAAAGUCAGGGAAAGCAAGCGGAGAUUUGCAACGAGUGCGGAGCUGCUUUUUCCACGAGAAGAGGACUGACAAUACACUUGAACUCCAAGCAUCGCGGAACGGUUGAUGUUGCUAGGACUGCAGAACAGGAAAGUCGCACUCCAACUUUGAAGUGUUGCCUUUGUGAAGGCGCUUUUAAAACGCAAGAAGAACUCAGUCAGCACUGUGGUAGGGAACACACCGAAGAUUCUGAAAGCAAGAUUAUACAGUGCAUAGGAUGUCCUUUUCAAGUUCGGAAGAAUACAAGGUCGGCAACCAUAUUUACGAUAGAUACUCACAAAAAGUCGUUUAUUAAGGAAUGGUUUGGAAGAAUGUGUGAGGUGCACUGCAGUUCAUUUUUCUGCAGGUCAAGUGGAGCUAACCAGAAGAAACUGUUUAUGAGGUGCAACCGUUGUGGUGAAGGCAGAUCUCAGGGUGAACAGCGUAUUCGUAUAACCAAGAAAGUUCAUCCUUAUUGCUCUGCUUUUGCGAACGUGCAUUUCAAUGAAGACGAUACUGUUUCCGUGGUAGCAUGCUUUGGUCACAUUGGGCACGACCUCGAUCCGGCCCUACUUCGGUGGACUGACGAUCAAAUAGAGUAUCUGAAGCUCAUGCUACAAGAGUUUUCAACCGAUUACAUAGUACACAAAAUGAGGAAGGAUCACGAAUCCAAAGACUCUAAGUUGUACUUCAUAACAAAAAGAGAUCUCUGGAAUAUUAUGACUAAGUACAACCUAAACCCGGACAGCGCGAUAGAGAUGAUCUCACAUCUCUGA